This is a messenger RNA of Stylonychia lemnae, 8367 nucleotides long. The record is from the annotation of a GenBank genome assembly. NCBI's taxonomy places the organism in Eukaryota, Ciliophora, Spirotrichea, Sporadotrichida, Oxytrichidae.
AUGUCAGACUUACGACCUGAAGAUACAGAAGAUAUCAUUGUUGAGAAACUCAACCAAAAUGAAGACGAUAACAUGAUUGAUGAAGUCAACACCUUUGCACCUGGUGAAGUUAGAAUGAUCAACAAAUAGGUGCUAACCAAGUACAAAAUUAUCUUGGACGAGUGCACUAAGCCCAACCAACUUUUAGAGGUCUGCAGCAAUGCCUUUGACGAUAUUGCUAGAUAUGCCAACUCUAUUGUAAACAGAGACAUCUUAUUGGAACUUAUUGGAUUUGCACAUAAAAUCAUUGAGAGACUAGACUCCUUUGACGAAUCCUCAAAGAUUGAGAAUCAAGCCUCAGUUGAGAACGAACUUUACGAGAAAAUGAUCUUGAACUUAGCCUCAAGCUUCUCUGUCAUUGAGGGACAAGACGAUUCUAAUCGUGUAAAGCUUACUUUGACUGGAGCUAAAGGCCUCAUUGGAAUGAUUAAGGCUUUAGUGACUAAGAAACUAAUCCCAGCCUUCGAAGAGACUAUAGUGAGUGUAGUCCUGGAUUUAAGUCAUCAUAUUGUGAGUUCAACAUCUGAUGAAAAGCUUGCUGUAAACAAGGCUCAGGAAGUGCACAAAUUCAUCACAAAGCUGAGAAACUACAACGCUGCUAAGCAUCUAGAGAUUAUCUAAUCAAGACAAAGACUCUCAAAGUAUACAUUCUUAGCUCUAUUUGCCAAGGAUAAUGCUGAUGAUUCCCCUUAGAUCCUAAGCUAAAUCAGCAAUAAACUCAACUUAGCUGUCUUAAACGAUAAAGAGAGUGCUAGAUACAACAACUUGAGAUAUUUCCUAGCCUAUUUGACUAUCGUAGACAACGAGACAUUUAUCAAAGACGUCUUUGCCCAGAUUGAAUUCAUGAUGAAGAGAAACGGAUCCCUCAUUGGAAUCGUCUCUUAACUCAUUAAUCAUCUAAAGUCAGUCAACUUUGACAAGAACAUAAUCGGAUUACUCACUGAGGGUAUUAUCACCUCUGAUUUCCUAGUGAGUCAAGACUAUGCUAAUGAUUGCUCAGAUUAUUUCAGAAAUUUGGCAUCAAUGAUUAAGGAUUAAGAAAUUGCCUCUGCUCUUGUUUUAGACUUUUUGCUAAAGAGAUUUACCUCCUCGAAGACCUAAUUCAAUGUCAACCAAAGAUAAAACAUGCUUAAGCACUUGAGUGCCUCCCUUGAAUCAACCACUCUUUAAUCAUUAAUUUCAUAAGAACAACUUUAAGUCAUUGUAGCUGCUUUGAUUGAGCACAUUUUUUCAGUUAAGGAUGAGCCAGUGAUCAAAGAAUGCUUUGAAUCAGUCAGAAAGGUCUUCCUGAUCCCACAGUCUUUUGGAUUUGCAGCUGAGUAAGUAAGAAAGCUUAUCUCAAAGGCUAACACUCACUGGCAUGUGACUCUCUUUGUUGAGUUGAUUGCUGCCAAGAAAUAAGAUUUACAAGAAGUGAUUCAGAUUUGCACACCUCAUUUCAAACAAAUGCUUUCAUCUGAGAACUUUAAGCUUGUAGCAAACUUCUCUUAGAUUUUGUCACUAGUUGGAUUCUUUGUCUAUGCUGCUGAGUACACGAAGGACUAGUCAUAUGUGCAAUUCCUUGCUCAAAAUGAUAACAUUCUUAAGUAUCUUGCUACUACAGCUGGAUUCAUUAACACUCCUACUUACUUUGCCAAGCCACCUAGCUAUCUUGACACUAAAUAUCAACUUAAGGCUCUUGAAGCAUUAAUAGGCUAUCACUAUCAUGAUCAAGCUCUUACCACUGGAGAUGUCCUGCUAAGAGAUACCCUCUUUGAGCUAGUACUAAACUAGUCUAUUAAAUUCAGAGAACAUCUAUAUCUAGAUGUUAUCUAGAACUUGACCUUAACUUCAUAAUAAACCGAGACAGUUUUUGCUAAUCUAUUGAAGUCACUAUACCUCAAAGUCAAGUAGGUCAGUCUAAGACCAAUCGUUCUUACCCGAGAAGAUAGCCCACACUAGCCAAAUAUGAAUGUUGAGCAUUAAAUCAGACUUUCUCUCAAGCUAUUACUGAAGAAUAAAGAGAAAGAACUCACCUAGAAUGAAUUCUUUAUGCUAUUGAAAUUGAUCUCCCACCCAUAUGUCUCUCAAGGAAACAAAUAAAUCAUAAAUUAAGUCACUACUCUUAAGGAAGUUUUGGCUUCAAGAGAUCAAGAACUGCAGCUUGACUCUUAUUUCAUCAAGUAUGGUAAGCAGAUUGCUGAUUAUGCCAUUAUUCAAAGAACUGGUAUUCUAUCAUCUGAUGCAACUUUGAGAAAGCAAGCAGUCAACAUGGCUACUGCUUUGGCUGCUCUCGGUGGAUUGAACUUAUUUUUGCCAGAUUUAAGUCAAAUCCUAAACUACAAGCCAUUUGAAAUGCUUUUGAAGUUAGAAAACCUAUUCAAGGAGAGAUUCGAUCUAAUUAGUCACUAUGACUUGAUGUUCUAUUCUGAAAUUACCAAAGACUUACUGACAGUAUUCAAGAAUGUAGACUAGAAAAUCUACCAAGAGGAGUUAGGCGUUGACUAAGAGCAGUCUUCAUCAGGAUAGGAUAACAAUUAAGAGGAAGAGAAAAAGCAAGAACCAGUUGUUGAAGCUGUCAUUGAUCCAGCAAAGCUAGCUGCAUAAAUGUUGAAGCAGCAAGCAGCCAUGAAAAAAGCAGCUGCAGCUAAAAAAGGAGGAGCUGCAUCUAAGGCACCAGCAAAAGCACCACCUAAAAAAGAAACUAAGCCAGAGCCCAAAAAAUAAGAAUAAGCACCUCAGUAGCCAGCAAUGGACAAAGAGACAAGAAACAAGAUGGAUAGACAAAGCUUACUCAACUAUUUCGCUCAGAUUUAAACUGUUAAAGCUCAGCAAAUCGAGACUGCUUAUGAGAUCGUGAAGAGAAUUAACAAAAACGGUUUCCAUUUAGAUACCACAUUCGGCUACCUACUAGAUCCAAUGAUCAAGCUACUUAACUACACUUACUCCAAGUUCUCCACCAUUAUGUGUCUUUAACAAGUUCUUAAAAAUCACAAGAGAGACCCACUAUUUGCAGUAAAGAACGAACUUGUGAGUUGCAUGGUCGCUAUCAGUCAAGGAAAGAUCUUCAUUAAGCAUCAAAGAGAGUUCCAAGCUAUUUUCCAACAUAUUGAAGCUAAUACAAACAUUGAUUCCUAUGAUAAGGGUUACACCUUCUUGAUUAUGACUAUGGGCAACUAUGUCCUUAAAGAUCUCUCAGUCAACCUCAGUGUGAAAGAACAAGCUCUCUCUGUCAUCCAAAGCUUCCUCUCAACAGACAAAGUCCAAGAUAUCGAGCUCGUUAGAGUUACAAUUAACAUGAUGAAGUCCAGCUACAACUCUCCAAACCUACAGCCAUAUCUAAAUGAGCUUAUGAGAAGACUUAAGCCAGAAUACAUCGCUCUUAUCCUUUAGAGACUAUUCGAGUACGAGCCAACUCCAAGAAUGGCUUUGUUGAAGGAGCUCGUUGAGUACGAUCAACCAUUGUUCUGCCCCAUCUGGAUGGCUACUUAGUUCUGGGUUCUCCAAUUCGAUGAUGACUGCAACAAGCUUGCCAGAAAGAUCUGGAACAAGUAUGGUAUGUCUCUUAGAAACGGAGUGAUUGACCUUGCUAGUGAGCAAAAGCACAAGAAUGUGUACCUCUACCUUAGAUCUGGCAAUACCAACAUCUAUGAUGCUACUUUGAAGUCAACCAUUGCAGCUAUUGAGAUUUUCCAAAACAGAUUCGAUUUGAUAAUUGACGAUCUAAUUGAGUUUUACAAUCAAGAGAUCCAGAUAAUUGAGAACGAGAGUUUGAUUAACAGUCUCCAAGCCUAGCAAAGCACUGGUCGCGGCAGAAAUAUGUCUGCUGGCUUCUCAACUCAGAAACUACUGCUAGAUGAUAGACUUAACAGAAUUGCAGUGCCUGAGAUUCUCACUAAAACUGCUCACUUAGUCUAAGCUAACUCUUUCAAGAAGAUCUAUGAGUACUUUGUAACCAAAGGAUGCCUCGACCAAAAUGAAUAAGUUGCCAAAGCUAACUUAAAUGCUGCUCUUUAAAUCAUUAAAGCCAAGGGCUCUGACUACUCAGAGGAGAUUUUGAAGAUUCUUGAGAACUUCAUAAAUGAAUCAAAGAAAUACUCAGAGCAAAGCAAGAACCAAGCCAUUAUUAUGAUUGGCUCUCUGGCCUAAUAUCUGGACAAUACUUCUUAGAAGAAAUUGGUGGGCACCUUCGAGAAGAUGCUUGAACUCCUCAAUACCCCAUCUGAGCUUAUCAGACAGUCAAUCUGCAAGGUAAUUCCACAACUUGCUAGAUACUUCGAUGAUAAAUCCAGGAAAUUCCUAGAAGUCAACUUCCAAAUCCUCAGAACUAGCAUGGAUGAAAAAUUACUGAGAGGUAGUGCCUUUGCAGUAGCCGGCAUUAUUAAGGGUUUAGGCAUGCAGACCAUCCAGCAGAUUGACUUACUUUCCAUUGUUCAAAAGGAAUGUUUCUUCAAGAAUGCUGAUCCACUAAGAAAGGUUGCAGCCCUAUUCCUCUAUGAGACCCUUUCCCUAAGUCUCGGCAAGGUCUUUGAAAUGAACAUUGUGGUCAUCCUUCCAAAUAUCAUGCUCUGCAUCUCAGACCAUAAGGAAAACGUGAGAAGAGCAGCCAUCCAGGCCAACAAGACUAUUAUGGGCAAUCUUAGCAAUCACGCCAUCAAGCAAGUACUCCCAAUCUUCCUCAAUGGACUCUACAACGAUAACUGGAGAUCCAAGCUCGCCUCAGUUGAGGCUCUUGGUAACAUGGCAUUCUGUGCCCCAAGACAAAUCUCUAGCUUCCUCCCAAGAAUCGUUAAAGGUAUCAGAGAAGUACUCAAUGAUACUCAUGAAAAGGUGCAUGGUGCUGCUCUUCAAGCUAUCUAAAAUAUUGGAUCAGUCAUCAAGUGCCCUGAAAUCGCUGAAAUUCUAGAAAUACUAGUUAAGGCUCUCAGCAACCCUAAUGUUCAUUUGAAGGAUGCUCUUAAGAUGCUGCUCGAGACUAGUUUCGUGCAUGCUAUCGAUGCUCCUAGUUUGUCACUUCUAGUUCCCAUUCUUGACAGUGGACUAAUGAUGCAUGAUAAUGAGACAAAGCAACUCGCUUCAAAAUUGAUGGGUAAUAUUUGCAACCUAACUCAAGACCCAGAGGAUCUUCUUCCAUACAUUAAGAUUUUAAUGCCUGCCAUCAAGAAUUCCCUCUUCGACUCAAUUCCAGAGAUUAGAGCCUCAGCAGCUAAAGCUCUUGGUAGUUUGUCAAAGGGACUCGGACUUCAAAACUCAGAUGAGAUGCUUAAGUGGCUUGAUCAAGUCCUCCAUGAGAGAAACCUUCAGUCUUCAGAAAAGCAGGGUGCUGCCCAAGGUUUUGCUGAGAUCAUCUCAGUCCACGGAGUUAAAUUUUUCGAAGACACUAUUGACAGAAUUAUCUCCAAGUCAAAUGACAAUGACCCACUAAUCAGAGAGUCCUUCAGAAGUGUGAUGGUGUUCCUUGCCACCUGCUUCGAUCAAUUUGUCAAGCAUCUUCCAAAACUAUUGCCUAUUAUGAUUCAAGGUCUAUCUGAUGAUGUAGAGGAUGUAAGAAAGAUAUCAAUGAGGAACGUCAAAAUCUGCAUCAAGUAGUUUGCCAGACAAGCCCCUAACCAACUCGUUCAACCAAUUAUGGAGAUGAUGUUCCACAGAGACUUUAAAGUCAGACAGAGUUCAUCCGUGCUUAUGUAUCAACUUGUCAAAGAAUUAGAAAAUGAUGUAAUCAAAUCUCAACCCAAGUACAUCUCAAUUGAGACCAAGCAAGAAAUUUUAUCUUGCAUGUUCACACUUAGAUAUGAUAUCAUUGAAAGAGUGGCACUCUAAGCAGCUUAAAUCUGGAAAAAUCUUAUUGAUAACCAACUUACUGUUCUAAAGAAGAUCCUCCCAGUUUUACUCAAGCAAGUAUUUUCAAUCAUCCAGAGUGAAGAUCUUGAACUCUAAGAAAUGGGAUUGAACUGCAUGAGAGGUAUAGUAGAGAAAUUCGGUGAAAAGGUGGUUAGUGAAACUCUUGACAUUUUGGACAGCUAUCUCGAAAGAGCCAAAACUACUGCUCAGACUGUUGGUAUCUGCAAAGCUAUCUAUAAUAUGACAUAUGCAGCUCCAACCAAACUACUCUCAGAUCUUAGACACAGAUUCCUAGCUAUUGUUGACGCUAACUUAUCAAAUGAAAAUGAUGAGAUCAGAAAACUCAGUGGACAGGUAUUCAUCACAGUCUUCUAGAGAACAUACGAGGCUGUAUUCAUUACCUCUCAGUUAGAUAAAUCAUUUAUGAAGAAGCUUCACGCUUUGAUCAUGCAAAAGAGCGACAAAGAAGCCAAGUUGCUUAUUGAAAAUCUUAAGAUCAUGGUGAAUGGCUCACCAGAGCUUAAACUUGAGGACAAGUUCAUCAAGCUUUGCGCUCUUGACAUCCAUGAGACUCCUAUUACUAUUGCACAAGCUAGAAUCCUUGCAGCCAUUUCUCCAAAGAUUGCUCUACACAUGUUCAAGAAGAAGUUCUUCGGAAACGUCUUAAAUGCUCUUAUAGAGGAACUCACAGUAGAUGAAAUCGACGAUGAAGUCAGAAUCGGUGAGGUACUUAAUACCUUCUCAGAGUUGAUCGCUGCUGUUCAAGAAAAUGAGAUUCUUACUACUAAUGAAUAGAUCAUCAGCACCUUCCACUAUAAAUGCUCUCAAAAGGGUAGACUCGCUUACUAUGUUGAUUUCAUUUGCCACUAUUGUCUAAACUCUAAAGUCAACUACGAAAAGUUCGCUUCACAGUAUCUUAGAAAUGUAUUAGUCUUAAUGAAUGAUCAGGAUGAUAAACUAGUUGAGAAAGUAGUGAAAUCAUUCAAUGCAAUUGUAAAUGGACUGUAAAAAGAAAAUCAAUUCACUCAUAUUCCCCUGAUUAAAGAUGUCAUCGAAGAAAUCGCAGUUGAAUAAUAAACUAUUAGCUAUGGUGGAGAUGGAGAUAAUGACAGAACUCUCUAUAGAAAGAAAAUCAACACAAUAAAGCUACUUGAGAGAGCAGAGGGCGUAAAGACAUUAUCAGGAAUAAUCUAAAAUUCGAUUACUCACGGUUCAAUUGAUAUAAGAAUUGAUUCAGCAAUCCUCUUCCAAUACUUGAUAGAUUUCAGUAAACUUGAAGCCAUCAAGACUGAGCUCAUCAAGAUAUGUGGUGCUUUGAUUCGUGUUGUCAACGACAAGUUCCCACCUCAACUCAAAGUUCAAAUCUUCCUUGCACUUAAGCUUAUUCUUAUCAAGGCUCAACUUUUAGUUAAGCCAAUGGCUCCUCAGCUCCAAACCACCUUCUUGAAGGCAUUCAAUGAUUCUCAAGCUACCAUUGUUGUAAGAAAGGUUGUGAUCGAAUGCUUAGUUCUAUUCCUUAAAAUAGCUCCUAAGAUUGAUCCAAUAGUCAAAGAGCUUUCUAGCAUGCUAGAUGGAGAUAAGAUAGACAGCAACAGUAAAGUUGAAGUAUCUGAGAUCCUAGCCAUCAUAAUUAGACUUAGUGGUAAAUCCAUUCAGCAAACCAUGUCUCAGGGCAUUCAUCAAACUCUCCUCAAUAUUGUUUAAACCAAGAAAUCCUAAUUCAAUGAGAAGACUUUAGUUAACUGUUCUGUGGCACUCGCAUUCCUGACUCCAUUCGCUGUAGACCAAAAAGCUCAGGAGCAAAUGUUUGAGCACUACGAUAACAUAUUAGACCUCAAUGUUUCAUUUGGAGUGAAGUAUGGAGUGCUCUUAAGCGGACAGAAUCUUGCUGACAAGGCUGGACUUAUUAAGUAACUUGAAAGCUACUCAUUAGAUACGCUAAAGGAUAUGACUGGACUUCCAGAAAUUGAUGGAAGACCUGCUGAUGAUCCCAAAGAAGGUGAAGAGCAAUCAAAGUUAUAUGGAUCAUUUACCAUCCUCGGACAUAUUGGAGAUGUGUUCUUGAGAAGAUUCGGUUAGGCUUCUUCUGAAAUUGAGAUCUUUACUCAAUACUACAGAGUCAUCAAUCAAUCAGAUAUUCUCAAGAAAAUAAAUGAAGAGUCAGAUCCAUUUGAAUAGACUUUCGAGCAAGUCAGAUUCUAUCUCUCCUCAGUCCCGGUUUAACUUAACAAAGAGAGUUAAAUGAUACCAGAGUUGCAGUAAGUAGUGAGAGAGGGCAUGGAGUUCAUAAACAACUUCUAUCUAGAGUUUGAGUCAAAGAAAGAAGCCUUCUCCAGUGUGAUCAACCUCACUGGACUCAACUACGAUAACUAUCUUAACAUCAAUGACUUAGCCAAGAUUCAACUAUUAACUAAGGAAAAUGCUAGAGAGCAAGUCAGCAAUGCUCCAUACGCUUCUGUUCUCUCAAGUGAUCUUAAAAUGCUUGCAGUUGAGCUCUUGUUCAUUUGA